Messenger RNA from Ctenocephalides felis (cat flea), 675 nucleotides. Its product is annotated as transmembrane protein 50B-like. NCBI's taxonomy places the organism in Eukaryota, Metazoa, Arthropoda, Insecta, Siphonaptera, Pulicidae. The record is from RefSeq and is a predicted model, not a curated record. The coding region runs from base 129 to 605 and encodes 158 amino acids. The transcript is spliced from 4 exons. Gene Ontology annotation, biological process: protein targeting to vacuole; late endosome to vacuole transport via multivesicular body sorting pathway.
UGUAUUUCAAAAGUAUUUAUAUGACAGAUUCACUUACAAUAAUUUCUCCAUUUUCAAUAAAUACUCUGUGCUAAAAGUGACAAGAAUUGAAUCUCAAGAAGUUUCACAAAUAUUAAAAUCUUAUAAAAAUGACUAAUUGUUUUGAAAAUAUAUCAAUCCCUCCAUGUAUUUGGUUUGAAGCUGGAGAUAAAAGAAAUACAUACGCUUCAAUAGUUGCAGGAAUACUGUUUUUUUCUGGUUGGUGGAUUCUAAUUGAUGCAGCAUCAGUAUAUCCUGGAUCACUUAGUGCUGCACAUCAUGUUUGUGGUGUUUUUGGAACCAUUAGUUUAUUCAUGGUGAAUUCAGUAUCUAACGCACAGGUUCUUGGUGAUGCAUAUUCAGGAGGUUGUAUGGGUCCUCGAGGAGCUAGAGUUUGGUUAUUCCUAGGUUUUGUAAUUGGUUUUGCAUCUGUAAUUGCAGCUUGUUGGAUCAUGUUUGCAGACUUUGUGUCAGCAGCCGGAGAUGGACAUACUUAUCCUGGUGUAGGUCUUCUGUUACAAAACUUAUUAAUUUUUUUGGGAUCCCUUGUAUACAAAUUUGGAAGAUCUGAAGAAUUAUGGGGCUAAAUAGCUUAUAGCUUAUUUCCAUUAAAGUGACUUAAAACUAAAAAUAAGAAAUUUUGGGUUAGAACAAGAU